Messenger RNA from Neomonachus schauinslandi (Hawaiian monk seal), 909 nucleotides. RefSeq names its product cAMP responsive element binding protein 3 like 3 (gene CREB3L3). Bases 1 to 909 code for a protein of 302 amino acids. The record is from RefSeq and is a predicted model, not a curated record. Gene Ontology annotation, biological process: regulation of transcription by RNA polymerase II. Lineage: Eukaryota; Metazoa; Chordata; Mammalia; Carnivora; Phocidae. The transcript has 8 exons. Gene Ontology annotation, cellular component: nucleus. Gene Ontology annotation, molecular function: DNA-binding transcription factor activity, RNA polymerase II-specific; RNA polymerase II cis-regulatory region sequence-specific DNA binding.
AUGAAUGGGGAUUUAGCAGCUGGAAAGAUGGCUUCCUCCACCGGUCCCAUGGACCCCGUUGGCAGCCUGGAGCUCCUGGAUCUCCUGUUUGAUCAGCAGGACGGCAUCCUGAGACAUGUGGAGCUGGGUGAGGACUGGGACCACAUUGAGGACCAGCAGGUCCUGCCAGGCCCAGACUCUGAUGAGUUCCUAAACUCCAUCCUGGCUUCUGGAGACUCGGUGCCCAGCUCCCCGAUCUGGUCCCCUGCAGCCAGUGACAGUGGCAUCUCUGAAGACCUGCCCUCUGACCUCCCGGACACCCCUCCACGCAGUGGGGCGGCCGCCACCCCCACCGGCUGCCAUACCACGGAGUCAGGCAAGGGGCUCUGCCCCUCCUACCAUCCGGGACUCCCCUGCCUUGCCAGUCCCCCGGGACCAGUGGCCCAAGUGCUGGAGACCUCUGUGGCCAUAGACCUGGAAAUGUGGAGCCCGGGCCUGUGUUCCGAGGAGCAGGUUGAGUUGAUGGACCAGCCUCCAUCCUGCAACCUCACGGUGAAAGAUCUUCUUCUCUCCGGCAGCGGGGCCACCGACCUGCAACAGCAUCACGUGGCAGCCCCCCACCUGCUGCGCCCUGGGGCUGACCACUGCCAGGAGCUGGUGCUGACAGAGGAUGAGAAGAAGCUUCUGGCCAAAGAAGGCCUCACUCUGCCCACCCAGCUGCCCCUCACCAAGGAUGUCAGCCUGCACUGCCCAGAACCAGGAGCUUCAGAGGAAGGUCUUGCAUCUCGAGAAGCAGAACCUAUCCCUCUUGGAGCAGCUGAAGAAACUCCAGGCCAUUGUGGUCCAGUCCACCAGCAAGUCGGCCCAGACGGGCACUUGCAUAGCGGUCCUGCUGCUCUCCUUUGCCCUCAUCGUCCUGCCCUCCAUUAG